AUGGCCGGUCUGGUCUUCAAGAGAGAGAAGUUCUAUUUGAAGUUCGCAAUUAAACACCACGUUGGAAACGUCAACGACGUCGCCGUGACGAACCGCUACGUGGCCUCCUGCGGGGCGGAUGAGCGCGUGUUUCUCUUCACCAACAAAGCCGAACAGAAGCUGACCGCAGCGCAGCGGGCAAAACUGCAAGCCGCUGGCGAGACGAUGGCGGUGCGGCUGGCAGACCUUGGCAGCCUGACCCCUCCAUGCGAGGUGCUGUGCUUGUGCUUCACCACCGGCUCGCAGUUUUUGCUCUGCGGCUGCGCGGAUGGCCGCCUCCUCGUCUACCGCACGCGUGACUGGAUGUUGAACAACAGUCUUGACGUUCAUGAGAAGGGCCUUGUCAGCCUUGCUGUCCACGCACAGAGCGGCGGCGCGCUUGUCAUCAGCGUCGGCGCCGACCGCAGCGUCGCGGUGCUGGACCUCGCGGAGGAGAAGAUCAUCACCAAGUGGAAGUACACGCCCGUGAUUGCUGACGCAGACGCGGAAGAGAAAGACAGACGCAGAGGGGACAAAACCCGCCCCAGCCCAACGAGGAGAUCCACUCGAUCCUGUUCCUCGACGAGGACACUGUGCUCGUCGGCAACGAGUCCGCGGCGAUCCUUCUACGCCCGUCUCGACCAGGACGGUGGCGCGGUGGAGCUGCUGCCCGUCUCCAUGCUCUAUCCGGAGGCUGUCAAGACGGAAGCGGAAGCUCUUCUUGCUACGCCCAUUCACACAGAUGCCGAGGUCCGCAAGAAGAACCCGUUGCGCCACGUUAGCCGCGUGAAGGCUCUCCGCAACGUUGGCAAGACCCUAUUUUCCCUCGACUCGAAUGGCAUCAUCAUUUCGUGGACGUUGCAGAAGGACGCCAACGAUGGGGCGUGCAGCUGCGCUAUGUCACCAGCGCCAACUGCCAAGGACGAGCCACCUCUCUGGAUGUGCUGCCUCUGUAAAGAAAGAGAGGGAGGAAGAAGGAGAAAUGCUGCGAACUCGUCUUUGAUGACUAUUUGA
Molecule: messenger RNA, 1032 nt
Organism: Bactrocera neohumeralis
Lineage: Eukaryota; Metazoa; Arthropoda; Insecta; Diptera; Tephritidae
Exons: 2
Coding region: 1-1032 (343 amino acids)
Molecular function (GO): protein binding
Source: RefSeq, a predicted model, not a curated record